Messenger RNA from Mustela erminea (ermine), 8915 nucleotides. RefSeq names its product terminal uridylyl transferase 4 (gene TUT4). The record is from RefSeq and is a predicted model, not a curated record. Gene Ontology annotation, molecular function: RNA uridylyltransferase activity; nucleic acid binding; zinc ion binding. The coding region runs from base 178 to 5172 and encodes 1664 amino acids. Lineage: Eukaryota; Metazoa; Chordata; Mammalia; Carnivora; Mustelidae. The transcript is spliced from 32 exons.
CGGCGGCAGCAGGAGGCGGCGGGGGGAGCGGGAGCCACUGAGAUGAGGAGGCGCCGCGCGCGCCUGUAGCUCGCGGGCCUCGCAGUUUGUUUGCCUAAUUUGGACUUGAAGCAAUCCAGCUAUUGGAAAUCUGCCAUUUUACAGUAUCACAAUUGGAAGGAAGCAGGUUUUCAAAUAAUGGAAGACUUUAAGACCUCUAAAAAUGAAAAUCAUGAACCAAAGAAGAAUGCUUGGGCUCUUUCUGAAGAAAGCAAAGCAGUUAAAGUUAUAUCUAAUCAAACUUUGAAAGCUAGAAAUGAUAAAUCCAUAAAAGAAAUUGGGACCAGCUCUCCAAAUAAGAACACUAUUAAAAAAAAUAAGCAAAAUGAUAUUUGUAUAGAAAAAACAGAAGUUAAAUCAUGUAAAGUAAAUGCUGCCAACAUAGCAAGCCCUAAAGAUUUGGGAUUAGUCCUUCGAGAUCAAAGUCAUUGCAAAACAAAAAAAUCACCUAAUUCACCGGUGAAAGUAGAAAAGGUACCUGUUUCACAAGCGAAAGCAGAAAAAUCACCAAAGUCCCCUAAUUCACCAGUGAAAGCAGAAAAGACACCCAGCUCACAGGUGACAGCAACAGAAAAAGCACUUAGUUCACAGAGGAAAAUGGAAAAAGUACCCAGUUCUCAGAUGAAAUUGGAAAAGGUCCCUGGUUCACCAGCAGAACCAGAGAAGGCGUCCAGUUUACUGUUGAAGGAAACUAUGCGACGUACAGAAUUACCACAGAUUGGAAAAAAAAUUCCAAGCUCUUUUACUUCUUUGGACAAAGUGAAUAUUGAUGUGGAUGGAGGAAAAUCUGCUUUGGAAAACUCACCAGGAUCUCAGAAGCAACAAGCAUGUACAGAUAAUACUGGUGAUUCUGAUGAUAGUGCGUCAGGAAUUGAAGACGUAUCGGAUGAUUUGAGUAAAAUGAAGAAUGAUGACUCUAAUAAAGAAAACUCUUCAGAGAUGGACUAUUUAGAAAAUGCUACUGUGAUAGAUGAAUCUGCAUUGACACCUGAGCAGAGGCUAGGCUUGAAACAAGCAGAAGAACGCUUAGAAAGAGAUCACAUCUUUCGACUUGAAAAACGCUCACCAGAAUAUACCAAUUGCCGAUAUCUAUGCAAACUUUGCUUAAUUCACAUUGAAAACAUCCAGGGAGCUCAUAAACAUAUAAAGGAGAAACGACAUAAGAAAAAUAUUUUGGAAAAACAGGAAGAAAGUGAGCUUCGUUCUCUGCCACCUCCUACUCCUGGCCACUUGGCUGCUUUAAGUGUUGCAGUUAUUGAACUAGCAAAAGAACAUGGAAUAACAGAUGAUGACCUCAGAGUCCGUCAGGAAAUUGUGGAGGAAAUGUCAAAGAUUAUAACAACGUUUUUACCAGAGUGUUCACUUAGGUUGUAUGGCUCAUCUCUGACUAAGUUUGCUCUGAAAAAUAGUGAUGUUAAUAUAGAUAUAAAAUUUCCUCCCAGGAUGAAUCAUCCAGAUCUUCUGAUACAAGUGCUUGGGAUUUUAAAAAAAAGUGUAUUAUAUAUAGAUGUGGAAUCUGAUUUUCAUGCCAAAGUUCCUGUUGUGGUAUGCAAAGAUCGGAAAAGUGGUUUGCUUUGUAGAGUGAGUGCAGGAAAUGAUAUGGCAUGCCUCACUACUGAUUUACUUGCUGCUCUUGGCAAGUUGGAACCUGUCUUUACUCCCUUGGUGUUAGCCUUUCGCUACUGGGCUAAGUUAUGCUAUAUUGACUCCCAAACUGAUGGUGGAAUCCCUUCCUACUGUUUUGCUUUAAUGGUGAUGUUUUUUCUACAACAAAGAAAACCCCCUCUUCUUCCUUGCUUACUUGGAACUUGGAUUGAAGGCUUUGACCCAAAAAGAAUGGAUGACUUUCAGCUGAAGGGCAUAGUAGAAGAGAAGUUUGUGAAGUGGGAAUAUAAUUCAAGUAGUGCAACUGAGAAAAACUCAAUUGCUGAGGAAAACAAAGCUAAGGCAGACCAACCAAAAGAUGAUACCAAGAAGACAGACACAGACAACCAAAGUAAUGCCAUGAAGGAAAAACAUGGCAAAUCUCCUUUAACAUUGGGAACACCAAAUCAGGUAUCCUUGGGGCAGUUGUGGUUAGAGCUGCUAAAAUUUUACACACUGGAUUUUGCUUUGGAAGAAUAUGUCAUAUGUGUACGGAUACAAGAUAUUUUAACAAGAGAAAACAAAAACUGGCCUAAAAGGCGAAUAGCUAUUGAAGAUCCAUUUUCAGUCAAGAGGAAUGUUGCACGGAGCUUAAACAGCCAGCUUGUUUAUGAAUAUGUUGUGGAGAGAUUCAGGGCAGCUUAUCGGUAUUUCGCCUGUCCUCAGAGGAAGGGUGGAAAUAAAUCUACAGUGGAUUCCAUGAAAAAAGAGAAGGUGAAAAUAAACAAUAAGAAACCAGUGAAGUCUGACAAUAUGGCAUCCAGUUGUUGCAUUCUACUUGGAGAAAGCACAGAAAAAAUAAAUGCAGAAAGAGGUCAACCUGAUAAAUAUGAUGAAAUGGAAUGUACAUCGCAGAGAUGUAUUACUGAAGAUAACAGUUUGUUGGUAAAUGAACUAGAUUUGGCUGAACUUGGACAGGAAUCUUCCUGUCUUUCUACCAGUGAAGGCAGUGAAUUAGAGCCAAAAUCAAAUAAGAAACAAGAUGAUUUAGCACCUUCAGAAACUUGUUUAAAAAAGGAACUCAGCCAGUGUAAUUGUGUUGAUUAUAAAUCCCCUGACCCAGAUGAAUCUGUUGGUACAGACUGCAGGUCAAAUACAGAAACAGAGAGUUCACAUCUCAUUGUGAGCACUGACACAUCUGCUACCUCUUGCAACUGCAAAGCUACAGAAGAUGCUUCUGACCUUAAUGAUGAUGAUAACCACCCCACCCAGGAAUUAUAUUAUGUGUUUGAUAAGUUUAUUUUAACCUCUGGCAAGCCACCAACGAUAGUAUGCAGCAUCUGCAAAAAAGAUGGCCAUUCAAAAAAUGAUUGUCCAGAGGAUUUCAGGAAAAUUGAUCUAAAACCUCUACCACCAAUGACAAAUCGAUUUCGGGAAAUACUUGAUUUAGUAUGUAAAAGAUGUUUUGAUGAGUUAUCACCACCCUUUUCUGAACAACACAACAGGGAGCAAAUUUUAAUUGGCUUGGAAAAGUUUAUUCAAAAAGAAUAUGAUGAAAAGGCAAGAUUGUGCUUAUUUGGCUCUUCUAAGAAUGGAUUUGGAUUUCGUGAUAGUGAUCUGGAUAUCUGUAUGACCCUGGAAGGCCAUGAAAAUGCAGAGAAAUUAAACUGUAAAGAAAUAAUUGAAAAUUUGGCAAAAAUUCUUAAGAGACAUCCAGGUUUAAGAAACAUUUUGCCUAUAACUACUGCCAAAGUGCCUAUAGUAAAAUUUGAACAUAGACGAAGUGGUUUAGAAGGUGAUAUCAGUUUAUAUAAUACAUUGGCUCAACAUAACACAAGAAUGCUAGCUACUUAUGCAGCUAUUGAUCCUAGAGUACAGUACUUGGGAUAUACUAUGAAAGUGUUUGCAAAGCGAUGUGACAUUGGAGAUGCUUCCAGGGGAAGUUUAUCUUCAUAUGCUUAUAUCCUUAUGGUGCUGUACUUUCUGCAGCAGAGAAAACCACCUGUUAUCCCAGUUCUACAAGAGAUCUUUGAUGGAAAACAGAUUCCACAGAGAAUGGUUGAUGGAUGGAAUGCAUUUUUCUUUGAUAAGACAGAAGAACUGAAAAAGCGUUUACCUUCACUUGGAAAGAACACAGAAACAUUAGGAGAGCUUUGGUUGGGACUGCUUCGCUUCUAUACUGAAGAGUUUGAUUUCAAGGAGUAUGUAAUUAGCAUUCGGCAGAAAAAGCUGUUGACAACUUUUGAGAAGCAGUGGACAUCCAAAUGCAUUGCAAUUGAAGAUCCUUUUGACUUGAAUCAUAACCUUGGUGCUGGAGUUUCUAGAAAAAUGACCAAUUUUAUCAUGAAGGCAUUUAUCAAUGGAAGGAAGCUUUUUGGUACCCCCUUUUAUCCACUCAUUGGCAGAGAAGCUGAGUACUUCUUUGAUUCCCGAGUAUUAACAGAUGGAGAACUGGCUCCCAACGAUCGAUGUUGUCGUGUGUGUGGAAAAAUAGGCCACUACAUGAAAGACUGCCCUAAAAGGAGAAGCAGUUUACUGUUUAGACUAAAGAAGAAAGACAGUGAAGAAGAGAAGGAUGGGAAUGAAGAGGAGAAAGAUUCCCGAGACCUUGUUGACCCCCGAGACCUCCACGACACUCGAGAGUUUAGAGACCCCAGAGACCUCAGAUGCUUUAUAUGUGGAGAUGCAGGACAUGUACGAAGGGAGUGUCCAGAGGUCAAGCUGGCCCGUCAGAGGAAUAGCAGUGUGGCAGCAGCCCAGCUGGUCCGCAACCUUGUAAAUGCCCAACAGGUGGCUGGUUCAGCCCAGCAACAGGGUGAUCAGUCCAUAAGGACUAGACAGUCCUCAGAAUGUUCUGAUUCACCAUCUUAUUCUCCUCAGCCCCAGCCGUUUCCACAGAAUUCUUCCCAAUCAGCUGCCAUUACUCAGUCUCCAUCCCAGCCAGGAUCCCAACCCAAGCUUGGCCCACCUCAGCAGGGAGCCCAGCCCCCCCAUCAGGUCCAGAUGCCUAUGUAUAACUUUCCCCAGUCACCACCAGCUCAGUAUUCUCCCAUGCACAAUAUGGGAUUGUUGCCAAUGCACCCUCUCCAGAUCCCUGCCCCAUCCUGGCCUAUCCAUGGUCCAGUGAUCCAUUCUGCACCAGGCAGUGCCCCCAGCAAUAUUGGCCUGAACGAUCCCAGCAUCAUCUUUGCACAGCCUGCUGCCAGACCUGUGGCGAUCCCUAACUCCUCUCAUGAUGGACACUGGCCUCGUACUGUGGCUCCAAAUUCCCUGGUGAACAAUGGUACAGUGGGGAAUUCGGAGCCAGGCUUUCCAGGACUAAAUCCUCCAAUUCCUUGGGAACAUGCACCACGUCCCCAUUUCCCUCUUGUCCCAGCUUCGUGGCCUUACGGUUUGCAUCAAAACUUCAUGCAUCAGGGAAAUGCCAGAUUUCAGCCCAACAAACCGUUCUAUACUCAAGCUGGUCUACCGAUGCACAGCAACCAGCCAAUCCUGCUGUCUCAAGGGUAUCCGUACCUCAAUGUCAGUUACAUUCAGCAGAAAAAGUGACAUUUAAUGGAAAGCAAAACAAAUCAGCUUGGAAGAUGCUUGAAAUCUAUUGCAGGAUGUUGAGGGCUUUCCUGCCAUAUUUGCAACCCUGAAAAGUCAUGUUGCACUACUGCUACUGAUAUACUUGGAUAAUGUCAGUGCUUACAAGAUAAAGGCUGAGCACCAUAACCUCGAAUUCAAGGCUCCUGGGGAAGAAGAAAUACCAUUUAAGAAUGUUGUGUAAAAGGUAUUAAGUUUCAUUGUUUGAACUGUUCGAUGCAAUUGGAUUAAAUGACCCAGAGAAGUCUUAUAUUUGAAUGCAUUCUUUUCUUCUUACAAAGCUGCUGCUAACUUGUCAGUUCUCAUGCUAUUAUUACUACAUGGUCCUGCUGGGGAGAGGGAGAAAUGGAGGUAAUAGGUUUUUACUGAUUUGGUAUUUGAGUGUAAUAGCAGCAGCACAAAUCUCAGGAUUCUCAGAACAUUUCCCAUCAUGGAGCAAAACAAAACUAAACUACAGAGAACUGGAAAAUGGGUGUAUAAAAUUUAAUAACAAAAGGGUCAACAGGCAGCUACAUCCAUCCUCAUCAUUCAUCCUCUCCACCCCUCAAGUCCUUUCUAACCUUAUAAAUUUGAGUACCGUCAAGGUUGGUUGCACAAAGGGGUCCAAAGCAGCCCUUGGGAAGCACUAUCCCUCAAAUAUGGAAUAUGACUCAGAUACAAAACUCAGCACCUCUUUCAUAUAAGGAAAAAAAAGUGGAGAAACUUGGUUAAAAAGAGCUAAAAUAUUCUCAUAGCUGCCUGGGGAGUAGAUCUUAAUCCUUCCACACAGAUGCCUUCGGAUCCACAGGUGGCCAUUUGGACUAAAACCAAACAGAGUCCAUUACUCAUUCCCUCUCCGGCUCUUCUUGUGGCUUUUCUUAGAUCUGAAAUGGUAACACAUAUGAAUCAUAAAUUAACAUAAAUUUAAUAACAGCUGUUCAAGGAGCUAGGCAAGAACUUUUGAGUAAGAUGGGGUAUGCUGAUACUGAUGUGGAUAGAGAGGAUACCCAAUAUUCAUUAAAUGUGCUUGGUGUUAUGUCUUAGAGCAACACUGAGUAAGGUAUUACUAUCCAAACUUUACCACUGAGGAAAUGAUCUCUAGGUUAAGAGUAUACCUGACAGUGUCUAGCAUAUAGCAAUAAUUUCUAAUUAAAGUUUAUCAAAAGAAAGUGAUUUGUCCAAUGUCACUCAGCUGUUAAGUGUCUGAAGUUGGGAUUUAACCACAGGUCUCCUGAGACCAAAGCUCAUGCCCACUAUCAAAGCUGCAAUUCUACAAGAAAAAAACAAAAUAACAUAAAACAGAUAUAUAAUUCUAGUAAUUCUUAGGACAAUGGGCCAAUUUUAUAAUGUAAAAAAGAGAAAUUCCUAAAUACCCCAUCAAAACAAAAUUUCAGGUCUAACUUAGUUGUAUGAUUGGAACUUUGAUUUCUGAAUUAAGAAGAAAUUCUUAAAGGUUGGUCCAUACCUUUCAGGAGACUUUGAGUGGCUCCUAUGUCUGUGACUACGGUGAUGACCUGGGGAAAAAGAGGCCACCGGAUGAGUGUUCUUCUAUCCACCACCACCUCCGCUGUCAUUUUCACUUCCCCCAAUCCCUUUCAUUGGUGUAUUUUUUUGGCUUACGCUAAACACACCUCUUGGUACCACCUUUCUGAACUGUGUGUGUUUAUGGGGGAGUGUCAGAAGAACUGAACGCACUUCAUAUGCAUUCAGGGGUUAUGGCUAAUUUCACAAACAUCAUGUUGAGGAUUUUUUACCACUAUGAAAGAUCUUAUUCCUGUAAUUUCAGAUUAAAGAACUGAAGUUCAUCCUUCUUUCAGCAAAGCUUGUAAGAGGAAGUAAACAUGUGAACUCUGUUCUCACUUCCUUUUAAGCAGGCUAUUGCACUGGAGUGAGACUAAGCACUUACUGUAUUUCUUUAAGACCACCAAUAGCAAAAGGCCCAAAUGCUGUACCUGGGGACUUGGAGCGGGAUCUGUGCCGUCUAUCUCUAGAUCUGCUGCGGUGACGUCUUGGGCUUUUGCUCCGAUGCCUUUCUCGGCGAGGGGAGGGGCUAUGGAAAUAACUGGUCAGAUCCCUUUAUCUGACACUAUACUCACCACAACAGCACCCUCCCUUCCCAAAGCCCUGUCUUUCAUUACAAAUCAACCAAAGACCCACCUCCUCCUUUUAGGAGAUCGACUCCGCCUGUACAAAAAGAAAAGAGAAAGAACCUUAGUAGGUGCACUGCAGUUGUAGAUUCAAAAAAUUGUUCCAAUUCUUCACCCAUUUCUGUUAUCCAUGACUUUAGUCCUGAAACUUUUUAUUAGCACCCUCCCACUCUAAGUCUGGGGUUGGUCAUGUGACCUGCUUUGGCCAAUGGGCUAUUUGCAUAUGUGAUACCAACAUGAUACUGGAAGGAAAUUUGCAUCAUUGAGCUUUUCUGCUCUUGAAUUCUGCCACUGCCCUGAGACCAUACCUAAUCCAGCCUAGAAUGAGACACACACACACACACAGAAGAGUUGCCCCAUUAGUUAGUUGCCUCAUUAAAAGCCAUUCUAUAGUAGCCAAUAGAUGAUCACAAAAUAGGUUCAUGAACUUAAACUGCCUAUCCAAGCCCAGCUUAAAUCACUGACUGCAGACUUAUGAACUAAAUAAACAGUUAUCAUCUGACAUAGAGGUUUUGUGGGUUGUUUUAUAGCAAUUACUGCAUUGGGCAAACAGAGGCCAAAGAGUAGGGCCUUACCUUCUGGGAGACCGGCUCCUACUCCUCCUAUAGCGCAAUGUGGGAGAACGACGGGGCUUGUCUAAGUCUCGGUAGCUUCUCCGGCGAUGAUCAGGUGAUGGCACUCUCUCCAGCUGGAAAAGAAAUGUAUGGUAGGUCAGUGAUGAGCACAGACUUACAAAGAACCACUUAGGGACAGUACCUACGCGCUCCUUAUCCUGUCCCAAAUUCUACCUUCAAGUGACUUUAAACACAAUGAAUACAUAGAUAACCCUAAGGACAAAACCUCCAAAUAAAAAAACUGAACUAUUUCCAGUAUUCCCCUUAUUGUUCCAGUGUUGGUGGGACUUUGUGAGAAGAAUGCGACUGUGAGAAGUCAGAGCUAAGUAAUUGUGCAUUUCUCCUUCAGAAGCUAGAUUCUCAAUGUGAAAGGAGAUACAGAUGUAAAAUCAGUAAGAUUGUAUAAAGUGUACUUUAAUUUUAAAAAUUUCCUCUGGGUCUGCCAACUCUAGAGACCAAGAAAUGCAGACCAAACCCUAUCAGUGAGCAUUUAUAGUGCCGAGAUUGUGGUAUCUAAGUAUCAUUUUCCCUGUAAAUGAAAGCAAGGGCUCCCUGGGAAAAUGGCUAAUUUCAGGUUGGGGACAGCAGCUUACAAAACAUGAACAGAACAUACAUCAGAAGACAAGGUGUCCGAGACUACGAUGAUUCUAUCAGUCUCGUGUCAACUUGGGGACCGCCCUCCAUUGGCCAAAGGGGACAAUUUCAGCAUCAACAAGGACUAUGAUGGUUCAAAAACACAUCAAAUCUGCUUAAAUCCUUGAGUUUAUAAUGUUACCAAGGACAAAAGCUCAUCACACUAGGAGGAUACUAUGGUGUCAGCUCAUUAUUUUAAAAAACUGAUUGAGAAAUAAUCCUGUAUUUACCUUUUCUAUAUCAACUGUACCUAUGAAAAACUAAAUACUGAUUUAGGAGAUUUCUCUUCAUAGCAGUGUUAUAGGUAACAAAUGAUUAAAAAAAAAAAAAA